Molecule: messenger RNA, 1176 nt
Organism: Saccostrea cuccullata (small rock oyster)
Lineage: Eukaryota; Metazoa; Mollusca; Bivalvia; Ostreida; Ostreidae
Product: protein PML-like
Exons: 2
Coding region: 48-851 (267 amino acids)
Biological process (GO): DNA catabolic process
Cellular component (GO): cytoplasm
Molecular function (GO): nucleic acid binding; 3'-5'-DNA exonuclease activity
Source: RefSeq, a predicted model, not a curated record
UUUCUCUGAAUAAAUUAGAUCAACUACCGAGUACUAACAAAUCCUACAUGGUAUUUGACCUAGAGACUACUGGUUUAGCCAGGACAUCAGACAUUGUUCAGAUUGCAGCUGUAUGUGGAGAGAGAGAGUUCAACAUGUACUUGACACCACAGUCCCCAAUUAGUCUUGAUGCAUCUGCAGCAACUGGGCUUACUUUUGUUGGUGGUGUGCUGAAGCAUAAUGGCAAGAAGGUGGACCAUAAAGAGCCCUUUGAAGGACUUCAGCAGUUUGUAGAAUUUUUGAAGACUGUUGAUUGUAAACCUAUUUUGGUUGGGCACAAUAUACAAUGUUUUGACCUACCAGUGUUAAUGAAUCAGCUAGUCAAAUGUAAAUUACUUGACAGUUUUGCUAGCACUGUCACUGGUUUUAUAGAUACCUUACAAGUGUCUAGGAAAUCUUUCAGCAAAGAUGAUGUUAAAGAUUUUAAACAAGUCACUCUUGUAAAUACUUUCAUUGGAAAAGAUUAUGAAGCUCAUAAUGCUAUUGCUGAUGUGAAGGCAUUGAGGGAACUUUUUGAAAUGAAGUUGUUGGCUCUGUGUUCAGCUAAUGAUGUGUUCACUUUGAAUUAUUAUACCACAAAGAAGUCUUUAGAGCCCCUUGUUAAGGCAAAGAUUGUAUCUUCCAUGAUUUCAAAGAAGUUGAUUGCAAAUUCUCUUAGUUUGUCUAAGUUGGUGCUAAUCCACAAGAGGGAUCCACAUAAUGGGUUACGAAAUGUUUUUAGUGAACCAUUGUCGGGUUCAAAGCAGCCUAGAAUAUCCAAGUCAUCUAAUGUAAUCAACAAAUUGGUUGAAUAUUUGAAUGGCUGUGAAUGAUUACUGUUUGUAUGUAUUUUAAUUUAGAUAAUACAGUGUGUAAAAUAAAGGUCUAAAAACUUGUAUGGGAGAUUUCAGUCAACACUCAACCUAACGUUAGACUGUAUUUGUUUUUUAUGCUGACUGUUAAUAUUCUGUUGUAUACUAAUUUUUUGUGUAUACUGUUGAACACAUAAUUGGAUGUAUUUUGACUCAAUGUAGUGGAAAGAGUAAUGCUUCAAAAUUGAUGACUGAUUAGACUGUGGAUUUUCAUUUCAUUUACUUGAAAAACAGAUACAUGUAUAAUAUGUGAAAUAUAUCUGUAAUUAAUGGCACACAGAAAGUA